AGGCUGGAAUCAGAGCCUUAAUGAGAUGAGUUGUGUUUUGAUUCUGGGUUUUAGAUGUCUGUGGUUCACUUUCACUAGCCUACAUUGCACGGCUUACUGCUACCUCUUCACAGUCUAGCUUUCCUGGGGCAAACAUGUCUUCCACUUUUAGUAAAACUCCGUGUAUGUUUGGACAGGGUGCAAUCUCUUUUUGGGAGAACAAAUUGUUUAAAACGAUGUUUGCCUGGUGUAAAGCGCACUUGAAUGAUUUAUUACCUUGUUCAUACAAUCUGUGUAACAUUAAACAGAGAAUGUGCUUGUGGAGAGAAGGAGGUGGGCUGAAAUAGCAGCAAAUCAUGCUAAUUUCUGAUAAGACAGAUGGCAGCCCAAGGUAGUGAUGACAGGAAAAGGAAGUCAGAUGACUGACAGGCCCCAGGGAAAAUUACCUCCUUGGAGUGCUUAGAAUGGGCUCAGCAAACUGUGCCCUUCAGGCCAAAUUUCAUCUACCGCCCAUUUGUAUGGCCUGUGAGCUAAGAAUAGUUUUUAUUGGUGAACGUUUCUAAUUUAUAGUUUAAGGAUAGGCUCUCUUCCCUUUUGCGGCCAUCGCCCAAGCGGGAGCUGCCAAAAUGAAGUUCAAUCCCUUUGUGACUUCCGACCAAAGCAAGAAUCGCAAAAGGCAUUUCAAUGCACCUUCCCACAUUCGCAGGAAGAUUAUGUCCUCCCCUCUUUCCAAAGAGCUGAGACAGAAGUACAGCGUGCGAUCCAUGCCCAUCCGAAAGGAUGAUGAAGUUCAGGUUGUACGAGGACACUAUAAAGGUCAGCAGAUUGGCAAAGUAGUCCAGGUGUACAGGAAGAAAUACGUAAUCUACAUUGAACGGGUGCAGCGGGAAAAGGCUAAUGGCACAACUGUCCAUGUAGGCAUUCACCCCAGCAAGGUUGUUAUCACUAGGCUAAAACUGGACAAAGACUGCAAAAAGAUCCUUGAACGGAAAGCCAAAUCUCGCCAAGUAGGAAAGGAAAAGGGCAAAUACAAGGAAGAAACAAUUGAGAAGAUGCAGGAAUAAAGUAAUCUUAUAUACAAGCUUUGAUUAAAACUUGA
This is a messenger RNA of Cebus imitator (Panamanian white-faced capuchin), 1078 nucleotides long. Its product is annotated as 60S ribosomal protein L26-like. The record is from RefSeq and is a predicted model, not a curated record. Gene Ontology annotation, biological process: cytoplasmic translation; ribosomal large subunit biogenesis. Gene Ontology annotation, molecular function: structural constituent of ribosome; RNA binding. NCBI's taxonomy places the organism in Eukaryota, Metazoa, Chordata, Mammalia, Primates, Cebidae. The coding region runs from base 606 to 1043 and encodes 145 amino acids. Gene Ontology annotation, cellular component: cytosolic large ribosomal subunit; ribosome. The transcript has a single exon.